UUAAAAAAUCUGACUCUGGAAAACGUAUAUUAGUUGUUUUAAGUAAAGAUCAUAAAGUAAUUACAAUUCAAGAUUCUCAAGAAGAAACAAGUAGUAAAAAAAAAAAAUUAUCAAUUGAUGAAUCAAAUUAUGAUUCUGAUUUAAAUUCUAAAGAUUCUCAAGAAGAAACAAAAGUUAAGAAAUAUAAAUCAUGUAGAGUUUAG
Molecule: messenger RNA, 203 nt
Organism: Racocetra fulgida
Lineage: Eukaryota; Fungi; Glomeromycota; Glomeromycetes; Diversisporales; Gigasporaceae
Source: the annotation of a GenBank genome assembly